AUGCGCACCACGGGGUCGAUCGGAACCCCGGAGCAGUCGUCAGCCUCCGACACCUGCCACGACCUGGACGGACCUGAAGGACGCUACGCUGAGCGGCACAAGCCACCUGGGGCACGGCGCCCGGCACUUAGCGGGCACUCAGUGGAUGCCAGCAAGAGCAGGGAACUCCCUGGGGGCCGUGCGGUGCGGCUCAGAGGGGCCGCCGGAGGGCUGGUCCCCGCCCGGCCCGUCAUCUGGCAACAGCAGGGCAAUUGUGGACCCCAGAAGGGCCCUGUCAGGAGCCAGAACCUGCCUCCCACCCCCAGGAAGCCCCAGCGGAGGCGGGUCCCGGCCUGCACCCUUGGGUUUGGCUCGCUGCCCCAGGACCCUGAGGAGGCUCGAAGGUCUACCUCUCAAAAGUGCCUGCGCCACCUUCUCCACGGAGCCCUCACCUUGCUACCUCCCGGCUCCUCCGUACCAGCCCUGACUGCAUUUAAACCACCGGGUGGGGACCUGCCCCUGGCGGGCCUGCGCGCCCCGAAAUGCCCAGUGGGAGCCAAUCCCAGGCAAGCGGACAGCCCGGUGCUGUUUUUCCAGAGCAGCCCAGCGGAGCUGCGAGGGCGCAAGGGAGAUGAACAGCUGGACUCCCGAAGCAGUGCUCGGGCCAACAUGACGUCACCGGCUUCAUCCCAGCUGGGGCUCGGCCCCUCCUCCCCCCUCCUCCUCCCCUUCCCCCUCCCUCCGGGCCUGGAAUUGGGUUUGGGGCGGGUUCUGCUCCCAAAGCCAUCUCCUCCGGCAGGCGGGCAAGCAAGGGCCGUCCUCUGCUCUGAGCUCGCGUUUUCUGAGGCUCCAGCCGGUGCUCGGGGCUGGCCCGCUGCCCCGGCGGGUCGGCGGCCAGAGGCCGGUGUCGUGCUCCGGGAAGGAGAGACCUCCGAGGACCUGGGCAGCUGCAGCCCUGCCCGGAGGGAGCCACGUGCUGGCUUGUCAGCCUUUUCCUCUAAGGGGAGGUGUGCGGGGCCGCGAGCCGUGAGCGGAGCCGUGAGGAGUCUGGACUCGCCGGGCCUGGAGAUGGUGGGAAACUGUUCCUGGGAGGCCCACCCCGGGGACAGGAACAAGGCAAGUGCUGGCCGGCAGCAGAGGGGGUCCGGGCACCGUCGGGCCGGGUGUGGUGGGAGAGGCAGACGGAGCCCAGGACCUCCUCCCCCUGCACUCUGCCGCCCGGGCCCAUCCUCUGUCAAAGGACGAACAGGUGGGCGGCAGGCCCUGUGGACCGUGUGGCCCCCCAGGUCUCCAGUGUCCUCAUCAGUGAGACAAGCACAGGGAACCGAAGCCUCGAAUCCCUCCCUGUGCAGACCCUGUGCUCCGUUACCACCUUGACCGGCCUUGUUCCGCCUCUCCCCCGUGGAGACGGGGUGGUCAGCUUUCUCCCGUGGCCAGU
Messenger RNA from Panthera uncia (snow leopard), 1417 nucleotides. RefSeq names its product collagen alpha-2(I) chain-like. The transcript has 7 exons. The record is from RefSeq and is a predicted model, not a curated record. NCBI's taxonomy places the organism in Eukaryota, Metazoa, Chordata, Mammalia, Carnivora, Felidae. The coding region runs from base 1 to 1356 and encodes 451 amino acids.